UUUUUUCGUGCCCGUGACGUCGGUAUUCCCACUUGGGGGUCCGAAACCAACCAACAGCAUCGCCAAAAGAUCCAACCACCCUUGACUACCUAACCACCCCGGGGGAGCCUCAAGAAGGCCAGACGCCCACAGGCCGUCGCCAGCUACUCGCGCACGCUCUCUUCAACUACGACCUCUUUUUCUUUUCUUCUUUUUUUUUUCUUCAUAUACAACCGGCACGUCUAUCGAUCGAAGCACGAGUAGUACCACCAAAAAGCACACUUGCAACUGACGAGUGGUCGCUGUCGCUGUCUCCGAACCAUCUCACCUCCAUCAUGGCUCCGUCCACUGCCCCGCCCGCGCUCGCCGCGAGCGGUCCAACCCUGUUCGGCAUUCCUAUGAAGCAGGUUUCAUUGAUCACCUUGACAUUCCAAAACUCGGCGCUUAUACUGAUAAUGCACUACUCGCGAAUCAUGACACCACCCGGCGACCAUCGAUACUUUGCCUCGACUGCCGUCCUUCUCAACGAAGUCAUCAAGCUCGCAAUCUCUUUGACUUGCUCCAUCUACGAGGUCUCGAAUACCCUAGCCCCGCAAACACCCUUGACGGUUAUCCUGGAACAAAUCUACAACUCGGUCUUUGCUGGAGAUGGAUGGAAGCUGGCUAUCCCCGCCGUGCUAUACACACUCGAGAACACGCUGCAAUAUGUAGCUUUGGGGAAUUUGGAUCCCGUCCACUUCCAAAUUCUCUUUCAACUCAAGAUUAUCACUACCGCUUUCUUCAGCGUCGUUAUGCUCGGCCGCACACUGGGUAUCAAGCGCUGGCUAUCCCUUGUCGUACUCACCUUCGGCGUUUCCAUCGUCUCCCUCCCUUCAUCGAAUGACAACUCUUUGACGAUCCACGACUUCAGCGAUCACUUCUUCCCCCGAUCUGUCCACGAGCUAGGCCAAGCCGCUGGCGCGACCUUUGACGUGGCGCGCGAGUUGACAAAGAGGGGUAUGGAAGGCUUGGCCACGGAGCUCACCAAGCGCUCGGCAACAUACGAGGGCAUCAAGGAGGAUCAAGAUGGUGGCCGCCUGGUGAUGAACUACUCCGCUGGAUUGACAGCCUGCCUGGUUGCUGCUGUCGUGUCAGGCGUGACGGGUGUUUACUUUGAGAAGGUGCUCAAGGAUUCCUCCACCAACGUGUCAGUAUGGACUCGCAACAUUCAACUCUCCUUCUAUUCACUUUUCCCCGCCCUCUUUGUCGGGGUCAUUUACAACGACGGCGAGGAGAUUGCGAAGCACGGGUUUUUCGAUGGUUACAACAGCAUCGUUUGGACUGCCAUUGUCUUUCAGGCAGUGGGAGGGUUGCUAUCCUCCAUCUGCAUCAACUACGCCGACAACAUCGCAAAGAACUUCGCUACCAGCAUCAGCAUUGUUAUAAGCUGCGUGUUCAGCGUCUUCUUCUUUGACUUUGACAUGACCUCUUCGUUCAUCAUUGGCACUGCCCUUGUGAUUGGAUCUACCUAUCUCUACAGCACACCCGACAGAAAGCGGUCUCGACCGCCUCCCAUCAACAUUGUAGAUUACGAAAAGAUCUCGAUCGAUCAUACUCCGAGAUUGUUGGACCAGAACCUACUGAAUGUCAACCCCAUGGAUUCCGCCAGGGCAACCUCGAGACCCUCCUCACCAUCGCCAUUAGCCCGCACACCAUCGUCUAGGGGCAAGUUGUUGGACGAGUGAACGUAAAGACGGCACACGAGCGAACAAAUGAUUGAACAUGGGGGCAACCCACGGUGGGUAGACUCCGGGGAACGGCUUCAAAGCGGAGAAAGUGUUUCGCCCAAAAUAAAGACAAAGAAAAAAAAAAAAAACCGAAAAGAAACCGACGUGCACAGGCUGCUAGGAAUGGCUGCUGUGAGGCUUUGAGUGGUCUACUAUCACUACAUACGUCCCUUCUUGGGAACUUGGAAUUGACGGAGGCUGCGUUAUGAUGGCAUGAGCGUAUGAGAGAUACCAGGACAUGAGCUUUUUGGGUUUGUAUAUGCAUAUGCGCGAGCAGAACCGGCGCUCUGGAUACACGACCGAUGCUUAGGGGAAAAGGGAGUUGCAAGAAGGAAGAUGGGAUUCGGGUUCGGCCAGGGCAGGUUCAGUUCCUCCUGUUCUAGGCAUGGGAGGAAUGAGAUGCCAUCGUUCACACAACACAACAAGAACAAUGAAAAUCCGAAAAGCGAUUUGCAUGUAGUAUUAAACUACAUUUUGUAUACAAAUAUCCCAUUCUCUCACUUCAAGCUCCUAAAAUGAUCCAGUUCGCUCAUGGGCCAAGCUAAACCUCGA
This is a messenger RNA of Neurospora crassa OR74A, 2297 nucleotides long. Its product is annotated as UDP-galactose transporter Gms1. Gene Ontology annotation, molecular function: UDP-galactose transmembrane transporter activity. Bases 315 to 1703 code for a protein of 462 amino acids. The record is from RefSeq and is a predicted model, not a curated record. Lineage: Eukaryota; Fungi; Ascomycota; Sordariomycetes; Sordariales; Sordariaceae. Gene Ontology annotation, cellular component: Golgi membrane. The transcript is spliced from 5 exons. Gene Ontology annotation, biological process: pyrimidine nucleotide-sugar transmembrane transport.